Molecule: messenger RNA, 1056 nt
Organism: Leptinotarsa decemlineata (Colorado potato beetle)
Lineage: Eukaryota; Metazoa; Arthropoda; Insecta; Coleoptera; Chrysomelidae
Gene: asrij
Product: OCIA domain-containing protein asrij
Cellular component (GO): endosome
Source: RefSeq, a predicted model, not a curated record
GCAGUUUCCAAACAGUCCCGGAUGUUAGAACCAGAACAAACCUAAAAUCCACACAUAACCAAAUCUAUUUUGAGUGAACAUUUUGAACGAAAGUAUACGAUUUUCAUAAAUAGUUUUCCAUGCCAUUUUCGAUAUGAUACAAUCAGAAACUGACGUUGAAGCGGGUGGUAACCAAAGACGACCAUUUCAGGAUCCACAAGCUUCACAAAAAAUUUAUAAAUUCACUGCUGAAGAAUUAAAAGUUAUUAAAGAAUGCAACAGAGAUAGCUUUUACCAAAGAUGUUUACCACUAAGUGCAGUUUUAGCUGGAUCAGCUUAUUAUGGGGUUAAAACGGGCUUCCUCAAAGCCAAUCAAAGAUUUGGAGCCGUACCCAAAGUUAUAGCUAGUGUGUUUGUUGGCUAUUUCAUUGGCAAAUUUUCCUAUCAGUCAAAAUGUGCUGAAAGACUGAUGCAGCUCCCAAACAGUCAACUGGGAGAAAUAUUAAGACAGAAGCGAAGAGGUAACUUGAAAGAGACUGUUGAUCCAGGUUUUGGUCCUGGAAUGUCGCUGGCACCUUUCAGUGGUAUGGGAUCUGCUGAUACAUACACUGAUUUGAAUCCCAAUAAUAGUCUAGAUCUUGAUACUGAUAGACCAGAAAUUCCUGGUCUUGAUGACUAUAAUAGACCAUCUAUUGACAAUCCUAUAUAUGAAGAAGAAAUGCCACCAAUACAAAAACAUACAACCACAUAUGAUGAGUUGAGGAAGCAGAAUCGAGAAGAAUAUCAAAACAAGAGGGUUGGAAAUUAUAGGCAGCCUGUUAUGAAAUUACCAUCUACAAAUAAUAAGGAUCUGCAAGAUUUGGAGGAAAAUGAGUUUUCUGUGCCCAAGAAUAAGUAUGGUGAUAUGUGAGGUUAAUUCUUGGCAUUAAUAUUCAAAAGAUUGCUUCGUAGAUUUGAUCAUGAAGAUUUUAUAAGAAACUUUACUCCUCAAGCUUAAACUGUAAUAUACUAUAGUUAUUAGUCGCAAAUGCUAUGUACUUCACACAAAUUACCUAUAAAGAACCAGUGUCCUUAGGA